CAAAUUUCAUACUACAUUGUUGAAAUCAGUCCUUUUAUUUGGAAUUUUUGCAUCUAUAAUCACAAAUGUUAAAGUAAUUAAACAAGGAGGCCAUUUGACUGAGUUGGCUCUGAUGCCUUGGUAGCCUACAUAAGCAAACCAAAAUCUAACCCAGAGUAGAUGCACCUGAAUCCAACAAAAUCAAACUUAAGACCAACCAAUCACAAAAGCCAACUUAGUUUUCCCAAAUAGGGCAACUGCUUAAGUGAUAUCCAAUCAAAUAAUUUCCUUGCUUGGCUUAGUGGUCUUCUUUACAAAAACCUUUCCAAUAGCUCCUGUUGGUGGAGUGCUCCUAACCACUUUCGGUUUGAUACUGCCUAAUUCAAAUCAAUAUAUGCUCAAAUAAACUCUUGAACAUUUUAACGUGCCUCAGUUUAUCUUUUAACACAAAUGCAACUGAUUAAUACUUUUCUUUUGGCCCAUCUGUAUCAGGUUUUAUACUAGGUACACAAAAUUAGACAGCAUUCCAUCUUUUCCUUGGAUCCAAAUAAAUCGAAUAAUCAUUAUAAGUUCAAAAGUUAGCUAAAACCCAGCUAUAACCAUCUGGUAACUUUUUAAUAGUACAUAUUUUAAGAUAUAUUUAAAUUUUAUUUGGUUAUUAUUCUAUUCAGGUUUUCCAGUUCUUAGUAGAAAUUAAUAAUUUAAAUUUUACUAGAAAAUCUACAAUUAUUUUUACCAUGGUUAUAGAGUUGCACAUAACAGCCUCAGAAUUCUUUCCAAAUCUGUGUCUAUGGUUUAACCUCUCUCAUUUCUAAUGUUUUUGUUUUAAUUUCUUUUUUGUUUUGUUAUUGUUUAUCAAUAUUGUGUUUCACUUAUCCUUUAGAACCAAACGGUGAAUUUUUAAAAUCUGGCCCACUUUUCUAUUUUCUAGUUCAUUAAUUUCAGAGUCUAUACUUAUUCAUUUUAUACUUAACAAAUUUAAUACGUAAUGUUUCAUAAGAAGAACAUGAUUAUGUCCAAAAUAUAAGGGAAUACUCUUAAGGUAAAAAGAAAAUAUUCAUAAUUACAUGUCCUAGAAAUUAACUACUGUUAACAAAUAUUAGUGUAACUUUCCAGAGAUCUUAAGUGCCUUUCCAUCUCUGUUUAUGUACUUAUACAAAGUUUGAAAACAGAUUACAUGAUAUAUAGAGGUUAGUAUUGGUACUCCAUUACUUCCACUCCGGACUCAGGGCUGCCCUCCUUCAACCUCCCGCUGGCCCUUCUCAGAGUCUCCCACCCUGAGCUCAAGACUGCCCCACUUCAGUCUCUCCGCCACAUCCCCACCCUGCUAAGCUAGGACUACAUUUCCCAGACGCCUCCAGGGUGGGCCCAGCCCCUACUGGGCGCCCCUGUGAUCCCCCAGCCCCUACUGGGCGCCCCUGUGAUCCCGCCCGAAUUAUGCUGAACAGCCGGGACAUCUGGUUGUAGUCUUACGGCGUUCCAGACUGAGGACCGCGCUUCCCAGUGGAGCCCGCAACUGGAGAGUGAAUUCUCAGGGGAAACCUGGGCACCCAGCUCGACCAGGAUUGUGGGGCGCCAAGGGCUGAACCGCCCAGGUGCGGGAGGACUCCUAGUUCGUGGCAUGGCGGGGAGUGGUCCUCUCCUGAUCCCACGCUCAGAGCGCGGCUCCGUGUGGAGAGAACUUUGGACGGUCGGCCUCCCGGCCUCUAACUACAGUUGCUAGAGGCCUCUGGGCAUCUCCCAGUUUGGGGCGAGGCUGUUGCAGACGGGUUAACCUCGGGGACUCGGACGUCCUGGUGGCCGACCCCUCCUCCCUUUCCCUGGCUGUGCGCUAUCUUUCCCAGAAGCCUCCACGGUCCACAACCUUUUCUUACCCCUGGCGGCCACCUAUUGCUCCUGGACCUGUGGGUUCGCCCAGGUCCGCAGAGGAUGCUCGGGCGCGGCUGGGCGGCCAGGUGUGGGCUUCACUGAAGGUUUGGAACACACCGCGACCCUGGGCGGAAAAGACUUGUGCCGGCCGGGCACUGGCUGGAGUUUCCUCCUCUGGACAAUAUUUUCCCAAGGGCUCCACGGCGCAUGCACUUCCGUUUAAAGUUGGCUGGCCAGUGGUAAGUUGGCGGGAGUUCGGACGCUAAGGUUCGGGGUGUUCCGGGCGGCCUAGCUCACUGGUUUGGGGCAGAUUCGAUCACACUGGAGAGCGAGGACCCCAAGAGGUGGGCGGUGAGGACCCCCAGGGCGGGGCUGGGGCCUGUCUGGAGUCUUAAAUACGGAUGGCUGUCCGGCGUGGCCAGGCUGCGCGCCCGCGCUUGGAGACGAGCGGAUGGCGGGAAGAAAGGGGGCGUCGGCCGCGCGUCUGCCUGGGGGGGCGUGGUUGCAGGCUGGCGCGGGAGCGGGCUGGCGGUCGGCGCUCAAGGAAUCCAGAAGAGCAGAAGAGCCGCCGUGCAUCAGAAGUCAUGGGGGAGGGCUUGAAGUUCAAAGAUGUGGCGAUUUACUUCUCUCAAAAGGAGUGGGAAUGCUUGCACUCUACUCAGAAGGAUUUGUACCAGGAUGUAAUGUUGGAGAAUUAUAACAACCUGAUCUCACUGGGACUUUCUGAUUCUAAGCCAGAUGUGAUCUCCUUAUUGGAGCAGAAGAAGGAGCCCUGGAUGGUUAAGAGGAAGGAGACAAGAGAAUGGUGCCCAGAUUGGGAGUCCAAGAGAAGAGAGACCAAGAAUUUAUCUCCAAAGGAGGACAGUUGUGAAAUUAAAUCAUUACAACAGGAGAUAACAAAAAGACUUACACACUCUAACCUUGAGUGCACUAGGGUCAGAGAUAACAGAGAAAUCAAAUGCCACCUGGAGAGACAACAGAAGGGCCAUUUCAGACAAGCUGUAAUAACCUCUGAAGAAAGGUCCACUUCCACUCAGUGCACAGUUCAUAGAGUACCUCAGACAAUUCAUACCAGAGCAAAGUCCUGUGAAUGCGAGGAACGUAAGGAAGCUUUAGGGUCCCAAUCACACCAUAUUCAACAUGAAAGAAGUCAUAAUAAGGAAGAAGACUCUAAAUGUGGAGAAUGUGGGGAAGCCUUUAAUAGUAGGUCAGACUUGAUUAAGCAUCAGAGAAUUCAUGAAAGCAAAAAAAGUACUGAAAAUAAGAAAUGUGCCUUUGUUCAUGACUCUGAAAUUACUAAACCUCAGAGCAUUAGUACUGGUGAGAAAACUCAUAAUUGUAAGGAAUGCGGGAAAGCCUUUCACUCUAGCUCACAACUUAGCAAACAUCAAAAGAUUCAUAUAGGUGAGAAACCCUUUAAAUGUAAGGAGUGUGGGAAGGCCUUUCCAUCUACCUCACAACUUAAUUUACAUCAAAGAAUUCAUACUGAUGAGAAAUACUAUGAAUGUAAGGAAUGUGGGAAAGCCUUUACCCGUCCCUCACACCUUUUUCGACAUCAGAGAAUCCACACUGGUGAAAAACCCCAUAAAUGUAAGGAAUGUGGGAAAGCUUUUCGUUAUGACACACAACUUAGUCUUCAUCAGAUCAUCCAUACUGGUGAAAGACGCUAUGAAUGUAAGGAAUGUGGAAAGGUCUAUAGUUGCGCCUCACAGCUGAGUCUGCAUCAAAGAGUUCAUACUGGUGAGAAACCUCAUAAAUGUAAGGAAUGUGGGAAAGCUUUUAUCUCUGAUUCACAUCUUAUUCGACAUCAGAGUGUUCAUACUGGUGAGAAACCAUAUAAAUGCAAGGAAUGUGGGAAGUCCUUUCGUCGUGGCUCAGAACUUACUCGACAUCAGAGAGCUCACACUGGAUUGCCUGCUCCCCACCUUAGUCCGUGCCAGAUGUGGGCUCUCCUAGCUUGCUUUGCAUCUGGGCAUGUGUAUCACGGUCCUGGCCACAGAAGUUCCAAGCAAGAAUCUGCAAGUGGACUUCAGUUAAGUUUUCUUUGCUAAUAAAGUAGAAGGAAAUAGUCUUCCUAUAUACAGGAUGCAUGUCUGUGUGUCUGUAUGAUACCUGGCAUUGUGGCCAUUUUGCAAGCAGAAAGGAAGGGGCUGAGAUUGGCACAGGGAGAGGGUGGAAUUACGUGUGUCCUUGACAUUAUUGAGCUGGUGAAAAAAUUCAGAACUACCCUGUCCCUGGGUUUGUAUGAAAUUAAGAAACUCCGUACGUACCUGUUAUGAGUUUAUACUCAUCUUUUUAUAAUAUAUCUGAGUCCUGGAAAAAAUUAUCUUCAUAUAUAUAUACACACAUUCAACUUUAGUAAGAUGAGAAAAUGUUUAUAUUCAGCUUUUUUAUAGUAUAUCUGAAAUUGUAGAAAAGCAUUUUCUUAAAUAUUAGACAUAUGUAUGUGUUUAUAUGUAUACGUUUGUUCAGUGAGAUGUAGGAAGUGUUCAUUUACAUUCAACAUUUUAUAGUGUAUGUUUAUAUUCAGCUUUUUACAGUAUUUCUGAAAUCUUUGAAAAGUAUUAUUUUCCUGAAUAAAGUAAGAGCCAUGAAAAAACUGAUUAGAGCUACACCAUGUAAUUCCUCUAGUACCAGAGAUACUACAGAUAACAUCUUCUACGUCUUCAAGAUACAAAGAGGCACAGCUAUAAGACUAGCUUAAGCCUUGUACCCUUUUACCAGAUUUGUAAAAGGACAGCAUCCAAAUCAAAUGAGCUAUAAAAAUAAUCCAUUGUACUCAUAGCAUAUGAACAUUCCAAUUGAAAUAGCAAGUCAAAUCUAGGAAUUUACGGAAAGAAGAAAAUAGGGUUUUAAAAUCUAAAUCAUGACUUUACCUGUGCAAUUGUUAAAAAAUGUAAUAUAUAAAUGUACUGUUUACACAUUGAAAGCUGGACACUAAAGUAACUAUUACCCACUGAAAGUAGUAGACAAGAAACUAUUACAGCAUAUGCAUACUCAUCUGCUGUGAAGAGCCUGCAGCUGUCCAUGUAAUCCUACCUCAUGGUCUGUGGACGUUCUUAACAUUUGCAAUAAUCACCAUCCAGUGGAUUCCACUUUUACCUCAUGCUUUAUAAAAACAAGUUUAAUGUAAACAUGUAUUACAUAAUAAACCAGUCAUAGCUAAAUAUCAGCCUGUUGGAGGACAAUUUAUAAUAAAAAUUCAAGCAGUUUUUAAAAGGGGGAAAUGAUCACUAAAUUUUAUCUGCACUGGUAUAUAUUUUAUGUCACUUCUUGAAAGUUGUACUUGGAGAAGUUGUACCCUUUAGAAGAAGAAUGAAUAAAGCUAGGCAAAACUAGGUGCGUUCAUAGUACUGGUUUCAUACAGUUUCUGACAUUUUUUUGAGUUAUAAUAAACGUUGAGGUGGUUCUCUUUCAUUUUUUGCCCAUGUGUACAUAUUUCUGUUUUCAAGACUUGAAAGUCCCCUUCCAAAUUUAUAUAACGUUUUACCAAAAACUUGGGUUAUAGUGCAAAGGUUUAAAAAGAAAAAAUAGACAUAUCCACACUUACUCUCUGAAGGCUUCCAUGCCUUCACACAUCUAGGAGGUUUGUUUUGGUGACAGUGUGUGUGUUGGGAGGCAGGGGGUAGUUUAAAUGAGAUUGUCUUACACAUUGAAAUGCGCCCUCCUUACUUGGCCACAUAACAUGGACAUCCUUCCGGUCAGUACCUACAGACAUAACUAUUUAGCUUUAGAUUCUUACAUAAUAUAUGCAAACUAUAAUAUAUGCAGCUCAUUCUACCAAUGAAAGUUCAGGUUUGUUAUUUUACAAGUAAUCGUACAAGAAUAAUUUUACUACAGAUGUGUUGUUGCACGUUGGUGUGUUUAUUUCUGUAGAAUGGUGGAUUGCUCCCAGUUGGAGUCCUUGCCUUGCAACGUAGAAGUUAAUGCCUUACUACUUUCUGAAACUCGCCAUUAAUCUACAGGACUAUAUGUCCAUUCCCGACAAUUUCAACCUGGACUGAACCCUUUUCAAUUAGGUGAAGAAAAAACGUGCCUUCAAUCUGCAUUUUCUUAAUUGCCAGUGAGGCUGAGCAUAUUAUACCGUGCCUAAGAGUCAUUUGAAUUUUAUUUCCGUGAAUUGCUUGUUUUUAUCUAUUCCCUUUUUUUAAUUGGAGUCGUUUUGAAGUAAUUUGUAGAAACUGUUAAGGAGGUUGUUUUGUCAUUUACUUUGUAGUUUGUUUGCUUCGUCUAACAUCUAUCUUUUCCCUUUUUAUGGCAAAAGGAGUCAACAAGCUUUUUCUGUGAAGGGCCAGAUGGUAAAUAUUUUAGGCUUUGUGGUCAUACAUUCUCUCCUCCGCCUUGGUAGCGCGAAAACAUGGACGACAGAAACCAGCGGUUCUGAACUAGGGCUAAUUUUGCCUGCCUUGCCCCCAACCCUAGGAAACGUUUUCCGUUGUCACUAUGAAGGGAGGUGCUGCUGGCAUCUGGUGGGUAAAGGCUGGAGACGCUGCUCAACAUCCUCCAGUGUAUAGUGCAGCCCCCCACAGGAGAAUUAUCCGUCCAGAAUGUCACUAGCGCUGAAGCUGAGAAAUCCUGACCUGUAAGCAAAUGGGCAUGGCUGGGUUCCAAUAACACUGUUUACAAAAAUAAGCAACUGGCCACAUUUGGCCUACAGGUUGCAGUUGGCUGACCCCUGUUUUAAAUAAUCUUUUUUGCUGUGUAGUAUCUAGUUUUCUGGUUUUGUUCCUGAAUUGUCUCUCUCACCUCAUUUUCCUAAAUUUUCUUCUAUCUUAUUUCAUGGUUUUAAAUAUUCUUGAGUGAAUAAAAUAAUACAGAAAAACAGCACCUGUGUAACUACUAUGUAAUAAUUAGGCAUCUUACUGUCUCUUGAUUAAAAUUUUGUAAGAGAAGGAAAUCAUUUCAGAAACAGGCGAAGUCUCUGUUCCUUUCUUCAGUCCUGCUCUCCUCCCUGUGUCUACAGUGCGCCUGGUAUCUACAAAACCAGUGCUUAGGUGCACACACAGAUGGCACAUGGUAUUAUGGGGUUCUAAGUAAUACAAGUGGUGACACAUCUUUCUGUAAUUUUCUUUAUUGACGAGAUGUAGGAUCUAAAACUAUUGAAAAAUACUGAUCCAAUUCUUUUAUCUGUGUUGUAUUUUUAUACAGUUUAUUCAUUGAUGUCUCUUUAUUGGUGAAAUAGAGAAAGAUAAUUGUAGAUAAAAUCCAUUCUAUAUAUUUUAAGCAGAAAGGGAUUUAAUAAAGGCUAUUUUGUAAUUUGAAGAAUUUUCAGGAGACCAAGGAAUCAGGCUUAUGGGCU
Molecule: messenger RNA, 7147 nt
Organism: Equus quagga
Lineage: Eukaryota; Metazoa; Chordata; Mammalia; Perissodactyla; Equidae
Product: zinc finger protein 568-like
Exons: 6
Coding region: 2250-3899 (549 amino acids)
Biological process (GO): regulation of transcription by RNA polymerase II
Molecular function (GO): DNA-binding transcription factor activity, RNA polymerase II-specific; RNA polymerase II cis-regulatory region sequence-specific DNA binding
Source: RefSeq, a predicted model, not a curated record